Messenger RNA from Scomber scombrus (Atlantic mackerel), 3223 nucleotides. It is a transcript of the gene trim16, whose product is annotated as tripartite motif containing 16. The coding region runs from base 472 to 2373 and encodes 633 amino acids. The record is from RefSeq and is a predicted model, not a curated record. Gene Ontology annotation, molecular function: zinc ion binding; protein binding. The transcript is spliced from 7 exons. Lineage: Eukaryota; Metazoa; Chordata; Actinopteri; Scombriformes; Scombridae.
CUCACAUGACAUGAAAGAGGAAACAGAAGGACAGACAAAAGGCUGCAGUAAUGAUUUCCUGAUAUCCUCAUUUUUGUUUUUGUCAAGAUAGUUUAAUCAUGCUGUGACAGCAAACACACAUGCAGUCAAUGAGUUAAUCAGUCAUGUAACAAAAAAAGUAUGUCAACAGAUAAAGUGUUGGCUCCACCCUGUGGCUUUAUGUCUUCCAGGGAAGGGGAGGGCAGUGAUUGUGUGUGUGGGCUGUUUGCUUGCAUGCCGGCCUGUUUGGUUACAUGUGAGGACUGAAGGGGGCGGAUAACAUUUAGACUGAAACUAUGAGGCUUGACUGACGUUCACAUCAUCUAGGUGUGGCUUUGCAGGCUCUUCAGUGUGAUCCAGGAACCGCCGGCUGCAAAAGUAGCUGAGCCAGUCCUUUUCGGACAGCAUAAGAGAGUGGAAGUGAAGCCAGGCGGACACAGAAGGACUGGAGACAUGGCAGCAACAGCAGCUGAAGAAGCAGCUCCCACCUCCAAGCAGCAGCAGAAACUAUGCAGCGUCUGCUCAGGUGUCCUGAGUGGAGACCAGCCGGCAGCCUGUGGACACUCUGUUUGUGUCUCCUGCCUCGGUGACACAAGCAAAGGAUGCACCGAGUCUCUGAAGAGCCUCGACAAGCCUGAGCCUGCCAAACAGAAUGGAACAGAGGCUGAGGCUCCUGCAAUUAACAGCAAAGAGGAGCAAAAUCAAGAUUCAAAGACAACCGAGGAGAUCAAAAUACAAGAAGAUCUGAAGGAGUCUGAGGACCCCAAGAAGCCUGAAGAGGACAAGAAAGAGGCAGAACCGCAGACAAAUGGAGCAGAAGAGGAGGUGAAGGAGGAACCUUUGGGCCCUGACGAUGUGGUGUGUGAUUCGUGUAUUGAGAGCCCCUGCAGAGCUCUCAAGUCCUGCCUCACCUGCCUGGUGUCCUACUGCGAGGCCCACCUCCGGCCUCACCUGGAGAACCCAAAGUUUCAGAACCACCGGCUGGUGGAGCCGCUCAGGGACAUCGAGAGGCGGACAUGUGAGAGCCACAAGUGGCCCCUGGAGCUUUUCUGCUGUGCUGACGACUGCUGCAUCUGUCAAGACUGUGUGACGGAGGACCACAAGGGCCACAACACCAUGCCUGUGGUGGAGGCUCGCAGACGGAUAGAGAGGGAACUGAAGGACAAGCAGACUGAGAUGGUGAAGACAGUGACGUCAGCGGAGAACGCCAUCAACAAACUACAACUCAACACAGUCUCCAUUGAGCAUUCGGUGACCGAGGUACGAGCAGUGAUUGAAAGCCAAUUCGAGGAGCUGCAGGCGGUGGUGGAGAGGGCCAAGCGGGAGGUGGCGGAGAUCCUGGCGGGUGAGGAGAAGCAGGCGCUGAAACAGGCUGAGGGUAUCCGGGUUCAUCUGGAGCAGAGGUGCACAGAGCUGAAGAAGACACAAGCGCAGGUGGAGAAGCUCUCCAAAAACAAAAAUGAUGUGGACUUCCUGCAGGAGUAUUCACAGUGGAAGAAAGAAGCCACUGAUACCUCGCUGCCUGGGGUCUACAUCGGACUUAUGGACCGUCUGAAUUCCUUCAGCCAUGUGAUCGUCAAGUCCACGGAGGAGCUGUGUGCCAUGCUCGUGUCUUCAUACAUAGACAAAGUUAAAGAGACGUGUAAAAAUGAUAAAAUGGGGAUAAAGACAACAGUCCAGGCGAUUGUUGCGGCAAAACAGAACAUAACGUUACCAAAUCCAGAGACUCGUACAGACUUCCUCAAGUAUGCCGCCCAGGUGACUUUCGAUGGUGACACAGCUCACAAGUUCCUGCGCCUGACAGAGGAAAACAGGAAGGUGACUAAUACCACACCCUGGCAACAUCCUUAUCCUGAUGUACCUGAGCGCUUUGAGAACUGGCGUCAAUUGCUGGCAACAGAGAGCUUCUAUAUGGGGCGGCACUACUUUGAGGUGGAUAUCAGCGGCGAGGGCACACACAUCGGCGUCACCUACAAGAGCAUCGACCGAAAGGGCAGCGAAAGCAACAGCUGCAUCACGGGUAACAACUUCUCCUGGUGUAUUCAGUGGAACGGACGCACCUUCUCCGCUUGGCACAGCGAUGUGGAAACUCCUCUCAAUGUGGAGAAGUUCACCCGUAUCGGGGUGUAUGUGAACUACACGCAAGGCUUCUUGGCUUUUUACGGAGUGAGUGAUACCAUGACGCUCAUCCACGAGUACAAGGCAGAGUUCCUGGAGCCUCUUUACCCAGCUUUCUGGUUGUCUAAGAAGGAGAAUAUUGUUGCCUUGGUGGCACCUGGAGAGCCAUUACCGCUCAAAAGCCCCUCUCCUCCCACCUCACCUGCAAAUGGAAUUGUUUCAAAAACAGCAGCAUAGUAAUGAAGUUUCUUUGCUUGCAUCGUUCACAAUUGUUCAAGUUUGUCUUUAAGGCUGCAGUCAGGUUAUAUGAACAGUGAAAGAGGUUUCCCUUACUGUAAUCCAUCCUCCUGUGCAUAUUGCAUAUUAAAAGAUCCCCUUCAAAAUUGCUUUCAGUAUAAGUGAUGGGGGCCAAAAUCCACAGUGUGUCCACACAGUCAUUUAAAAGUUGAAGCUUAUAUUCAGCUUCAGCAGUCUGAGUUAGUCAUAUCAAGUGGAUAUCUGACAAAUUUACUUUUUAGCAUCAAAUUCCCUCUUUGUGUUUCCCUGUUGGUGGAAGUACUGUAUAGUAACAAAAAGAGGAACUUUGGCACUAAAAAGACUGUAAUGUUGAAAGAUAUCUAUUUGAUUUGACUCAUUUGGACGACUGAAGCUUCAUAUUAGCUUCAGAUAAACUUUUAAAUACAUCUUUGCACAGAAUGAGGACUGUGGAUUUUGUCCCCCAUCACUUAUAUUGUAAGUACAUUAUGAAGUGAUGGAAUGAUAACAGCAGGAAAAACAUGUUUAAGCGUCCAAUUGGACACCUGAUUGUUGUUUUAAGAUAGACUUGAAUAUUUGUGAACUCAUCCUUUAAGUGGGAAUUAUGAGAGUCUUGUAUAGUUGUAUAAAAUGUUUAACUCCAAACAAAACCUCUAAUGAAAAUUUUAUCGGAUAAAGAUCCAAAUAUGGAAAGUCUUGCCAUAGUAAAACCUGUUUACAGCAGCCUAUCUUUAAAUGUUAAAAUAUCAUGUAUAUUUGGCCUCAAAUCAUAUUUAUACUCCUGUGUACGUUUGGGAUCGCUGUUACUUAUCAUCACACUGUGAAUCCAGAA